This is a messenger RNA of Branchiostoma floridae (Florida lancelet), 459 nucleotides long. RefSeq lists its product as uncharacterized. Gene Ontology annotation, molecular function: chitin binding. The record is from RefSeq and is a predicted model, not a curated record. The transcript has 3 exons. The coding region runs from base 30 to 383 and encodes 117 amino acids. Lineage: Eukaryota; Metazoa; Chordata; Leptocardii; Amphioxiformes; Branchiostomatidae.
UUGACGCCUUGAAGCCUGACCAAGAUGACAUGCCCACCACUGUUGACGCCUUGAAACUCGACCAGGACAAGGAGCAAAUCCGAACCGCCGCUUUGGAGCAGCGUCUUCACGAAAUGACUAAGUCGCCAGCUCCCAAGAAGUGGCGUGAAGACGGGCGUUGCGGGCAGUGGUUCCCUGCUGAAGACGGUAACCCUGCUGAAUGUGACCCGGCAGGUGAUUACGCAUGCUGCUCCGAGUUCACCUGGUGCGGCAAGACUGCGGCCCACUGUGACUGUCCGGCUUGUGUCGACUACAGAAAUACAGGUUCAAACACCCACAGCGAAUCCUGGUCUACAGUUAACAACACUUUCAAUGACAGCAUCCCAUCCUUCAACCCCACCUAAACAUCCUCUCCCUGCACUACCCAAUCCCUGGGCAAAGGUAAGGGUAUUUUACAGCACCUUCACAUAUUAUCUUUGA